Molecule: messenger RNA, 4235 nt
Organism: Lepisosteus oculatus (spotted gar)
Lineage: Eukaryota; Metazoa; Chordata; Actinopteri; Semionotiformes; Lepisosteidae
Gene: pdzrn3b
Product: PDZ domain containing RING finger 3b
Biological process (GO): neuromuscular junction development; protein ubiquitination
Molecular function (GO): ubiquitin protein ligase activity; protein binding
Source: RefSeq, a predicted model, not a curated record
GUCAGUCAGUCGUUUUGGGUCCUUCCAAUGACAAGCGAAAAGAAGCAACUGCUUCUUCUGUGAUCUCUGGGAAUUCCUGUCUGUUUUUGGAGUUACAUAAAACAUGGGAUUUGAGCUGGAUCGCUUUAAUGGGGCUGUGGACCCAGAUUUUAAAUGCAACUUGUGCAAUAAAGUUUUGGAGGAUCCGCUUACCACUCCGUGUGGUCAUGUCUUCUGCGCUGGCUGUGUCUUGCCCUGGGUCGUCCAGCAAAGCAGCUGCCCGGUGAAGUGCCAAAGGAUCUCUACUAAGGAGCUGAACCAUGUUCUCCCUCUGAAAAAUCUGAUUCUCAAGUUGGACAUAAAGUGUGACAACUAUUCCCGGGGCUGCGAGAAAGUGGUUAAACUGCAACAUCUCGCAGAGCACGCAGAGAUGUGUGAUUAUUCCCCAGCUAAAUGCAGGAAUAAGGGAUGCAACGAAGUGCUGAACCUUAAAGACAUGGAUGCCCAUAUGCGUGAAACUUGUGAUUACAGACCUGUCGGGAUUUGUGAAAAUGGAUGUGGUUUGAUGCUUAUCUAUAAAGAGCAGAAAUUAGGCAACCACUGUUGUUUGAAGGCUCUUAGGGCUCAUAAUAGCACAUUGCAAGCUAAAAUUGUAGGAUUGGAUAAGGAGUUCAAGAAGCAAUCGCUGAAAUCGAGCAAAAGAGAGAAAUCUCUUCUGGCUCAGCUGUCCUCAGUUCAUAAUGAGCUGCAAAUGACAGCUCUGAAGUACCAAAAGAAAUUCACAGAAUACAGUGCCAGGAUCGACUCUCUGACCAAAAGCCUUGCUCCUCCAUGUAAGGGCGGAGAGACAAAAAACCUCAAAGUCAUUCUUCAUCGUGAAUCCGGAUCUCUGGGAUUUAAUAUUGUCGGUGGCAGACCUUGUGCGGACAAUGAGGAUGGCUCUUCAAAUGAAGGCAUCUUCGUUUCCAAAAUAGUGGAGAAUGGGCCAGCUGACAAGGAAGGGGGACUACAAAUUCACGACAGGGUUAUGGAGGUCAAUGGAAAAGAUCUGUCCAAAGCCACCCAUGAACAGGCAGUGGAAGCUUUCAAAAUGGCCAAGGAGCCCAUCGUGGUGCAGGUGCUUCGAAGAGCUCCACGCACAAAAGUUUUGAAUGCCACCCAGGAGUCCCAGCUCCCAGACAUGAGCACACAGACGGACAUCACCUUCGAGCACAUCAUGGCCCUGGCAAAACUGCCACCUCCCAGCACACCUGUUGGUGUUCUUGAGCAGUACCUUUUGCCAGAAGGACAUUCCCCAGGACAUGAAUACUAUGACCCAAAUGACUUCUUGGAAGGCAUGCACCAGGAAAUGGAGAGAGAGGAGCUUGAAUAUGAGGAAGUGGACUUGUACCGACUGAACAGUCAGGACAAACUUGGACUCACUCUUUGUUACAGAACUGAUGAUGAAGAUGACACAGGGAUCUAUGUAAGCGAGAUUGACCCCAACAGCAUCGCUGCUAAAGAUGGUCGAAUCAGAGAGGGAGAUCGUAUUAUCCAAAUCAAUGGUAUAGAGGUGCGGAACAGGGAGGAAGCAGUUGCUCUGCUGACCAGUGAAGAGAGUAAAAAUGUGUCUCUUCUUGUGGCCAGGCCUGAAAUUCAGCUGGAUGAAGGAUGGAUGGAUGAUGACAGGAAUGACUUUCUGGAUGAUUUACACAUGGAUAUGCUGGAACAGCAGCACCACCAGGCCAUGCAAUUCACUGCCAGCAUGCUUCAACAGAAAAAGCAUGAGGAAGACGGUGGAACUACAGACACAGCGACAAUUUUGUCCAACCAGCACGAGAAGGACAGUGGGGUGGGGCGCACCGACGAAAGUACACGCAACGAUGAGAGCUCAGAGCAAGAGAACAUGGGAGACGACCAGACCACGUCCUCCAAUACCUUAGGGAGCCACAAGAAACUGACCUACAGCCAUGACACUCUCGGUAGUGGGGACAUGCAGUUCAGCAACGAAUCCUUCAUAUCUGCAGACUGCACAGAUGCAGACUUUCUGGGAAUCCCUGCAGAUGAGUGUGAGAGAUUCCGUGAGCUUCUUGAGCUGAAAUGUCAAGUGAAGAGCGCCAACCAGUACAGUCUUUACUACAGUACCAGUACAACAGAUGUGAACAAAAGUGACCAAGAAAGUGUUGACAAGGAGCUGGAGAUGCUGAAUGAAGAGCUAAGAAACAUUGAGCUGGAGUGCCUCAACAUUGUGAGAGCUCACAAGAUGCAGCAGCUGAAGGAGCAGUAUCGAGAGUCCUGGAUGCUACACAACAGCGGUUUCCGAAACUACAACACCAGCAUCGACGUUCGCAGGCAUGAGCUGUCGGAUAUAACAGAGCUGCCAGAGAAAUCAGAUAAGGAUAGCUCAAGUGCCUACAAUACUGGUGAGAGUUGCAGGAGCACACCUCUAACACUGGAGAUGUCCCCUGACAACUCCCUGCGGAGAACAGCAGAGAGCAGCCAGGGCAGUGAGAGGGUGGCUGUCAGUAUGACAGGGGCAAAUAGUGUGGCUCAGAAGCCUUUGUUGUCCCAAGUGGGAGGUCAGGAGUUAACCUCUGUUAAAGGUCGCACUUCCUCCAAGGAUUCAGACUCCAGCAAGCAAUCAGAAGGAAAAGAUAGGAAAACCGCGGAAGUCAAUAAGCCUUCAAAAAGUUCUAGCUCCUGCUUAACCUACCCACACUCUCCUUACAAACAUGCUCAUAUUCCAGCUCAUGCCCAGCACUACCAGAGCUACAUGCAGCUGAUUCAGCAGAAGUCUGCCGUUGAGUAUGCCCAGAGUCAAAUGAGCCUUGUGAGCAUGUGCAGAGACCCCAGCUCACAAAGCACACUGGAGCCCAAGAUGGAGUGGAAAGUAAAGGUCAGGAGCGAUGGCACACGCUACAUUACCAAGAGACCCGUGAGGGACAAGCUCCUCAAGGAGCGGGCAAUGAGGAUAAAGGAGGAACGAAGCGGCAUGACGACAGACGACGACACCAUCAGCGAGAUGAAGAUGGGCCGCUACUGGAGCAAAGAGGAGAGGAAGCAGCACGUUGUGAGAGCGAAGGAGCAGAGGCAGAGGCGGGAGUUCAUGAAGCAGAGCAGACUGGACUGUCUGAGGGAGCAAGGAGGUGGAGAGGACAAAAAAGAGUUGAACAUCAUCGAACUGAGCCACAAAAAAAUGAUGAAAAAGAGAAACAAGAAAAUAUUUGACAACUGGAUGACGAUCCAAGAACUGCUAACUCAUGGCACCAGAUCCCCUGAUGGAACAAGAGUGUACAAUUCCCUUUUAUCUGUAACCACUGUGUAGGUGGGCCUUCUAAAUUAUGUAAAUAAGACACUACCAUUUGGGGUAGAAAUUCUUGCCAUGUUAAAUGUGGCAACCAUGUUUUUUGUAAAUAUAAAAUAAGUUGAUCUAAAAAAAAACUACAAUUUGAAAGGAUGGUUAUCUUGAAUGACAGAUUAUAAAAUCCAGUGUAGAUUGAAGGCAAAUUAUACAUAAACAAACAUUUUUUUUUCAAAUCUGCUUUCAAUAACCUUUCUACCUUUGUACUCAUAGUUUUGAAUACAAUGUAAAAAAACUGUUUCAUGCUGCCUUUAUACAUCAAUAUCCAUAACAUUGUCUCAUCAAUAAUCCCGAGUUAGACUUGCAAACCCUUUUGCAUUUGUAGACAGAAUGCUUGCCUAGGGCAGAUAACAACCGACAUGUAUGUAUUUUUAUUGAAAACAAGUAUUUUCUAUCAGUAUUUUACUGUUAAUGUGUACUUUUAUUUGCUUAUUUUAAAAAAAAACAGUAUUUAGCUUCAAGUUAGUAUUGGGAUCCUUUUUGAAUGGACUUUUGUACAUUUUAAUAGAUUUUCCGAACAAAUCAAUGGUGGUCAUGUUGGGCUGUACUUUUUAUGAUUUUUGUACACAACCAGCUUUUUAAUUUGUAUUAAAGUUCCACAAAAGGGAUGCUGCAUAUUAUCAGCAUUUUCCUAAAAAUUAGUUGUUUUGUGACAGACCUGUUAGAAAUACUGCCUGCGAAACUCUGUAGCCAGUUGAACAGGUUUUGCAUGUACAGUUACUGUAAUUUGUUUGUUUAUAUAUAUAAAAAGCUUAUUGUGUUAUUGUUGGAGCCUAUUGUAGUUACUGUGCGCUUUGUAGGAUUGGAUGUACUGAACUAAAUAUUACAAUUUAAUGAAUUCCUAGAUAGCAACACCUUUUGAUGUCUUGUAAAAUGAGAUAAAUAAUAAAUUAUUGUUUUAUAUUUGAUGCGCUUU